Messenger RNA from Solanum dulcamara, 537 nucleotides. Its product is annotated as protein MOTHER of FT and TFL1. Gene Ontology annotation, biological process: positive regulation of seed germination; response to abscisic acid. The coding region runs from base 9 to 530 and encodes 173 amino acids. The record is from RefSeq and is a predicted model, not a curated record. The transcript has 4 exons. Lineage: Eukaryota; Viridiplantae; Streptophyta; Magnoliopsida; Solanales; Solanaceae.
ACAUAAUCAUGGGUGGAAAAGUUGAUCCUCUGGUUGUUGGUAGAGUAAUCGGUGAUGUAGUAGACAUGUUCGUGCCCAGUGUAACUAUGUCUGUCCAUUAUGCUAACAAACAUGUCACUAAUGGUUGUGAUAUCAAACCAUCUAUUGCUACCGAACCUCCUAAAAUCACCAUCAGUGGCCAUCCUGAAGAAUUGUACACUCUGGUCAUGACGGACCCGGAUGCUCCAAGUCCAAGUGAACCAACUAUGAGAGAGUGGGUGCAUUGGAUUGUGACAGACAUACCUGGGUGCAGCAAUGUUGCUCGAGGAAAGGAGGUACUUGGGUAUGUUGGGCCACGUCCACCUGUUGGGAUACACAGGUACAUAUUGGUACUGUUUCGACAGAAUGCGCCAAUGCAGGGAAUUUUGCAGCCACCAGUAGCAAGGUCUUAUUUCUGCACUAGGGUGUUUGCGCAUCAGCUUGAUCUGGGUGUUCCAGUCGCAACUGUUUAUUUCAAUGCUCACAAGGAACCAGCAAACCGUAAGCGCUAAGUGAUCG